Dendrobium catenatum is the source of this 2182-nucleotide messenger RNA. Its product is annotated as 2-isopropylmalate synthase A. The transcript is spliced from 13 exons. Gene Ontology annotation, biological process: L-leucine biosynthetic process. Gene Ontology annotation, cellular component: chloroplast. Gene Ontology annotation, molecular function: 2-isopropylmalate synthase activity. Bases 47 to 1918 code for a protein of 623 amino acids. NCBI's taxonomy places the organism in Eukaryota, Viridiplantae, Streptophyta, Magnoliopsida, Asparagales, Orchidaceae. The record is from RefSeq and is a predicted model, not a curated record.
CUUGCUAUUCGCAGUUUAGUCGCUUUUCCUCUCCACUCACUGACUCAUGGCAAUAACGGCGGCGAUUUGCUUCGGUUCUCCAAACCCUAAACCUAUCGCCUGCGCCGCCGCCGCAGACGCCGCGGUUAUCAACCCUCUCAUAUCCCGCCCACGCUCUCUUACUCUCCACCGUCACUGCUGGAACCCUAGUCUCGUCGCCGGAGCUCCCUCUCCUCGAUCCUUCGCCGUCCGAUGCUCCCUCAGCUCACGGCCAGAUUACAUACCAAACCUCAUCCCCGACCACGCCUAUGUUCGCAUCUUCGACACGACGCUCCGCGACGGGGAGCAAUCUCCAGGCGCCACGAUGACCAGCAGCGAGAAGAUCACCGUCGCUCGCCUGCUCUCCCGCCUCGGUGUCGACAUCAUUGAGGCUGGCUUCCCAGCUUCAUCUCCCGACGAUCUCGAGGCUGUGCGCUCUAUUGCAAUGGAGGUGGGAAACAAGCCAGCGGAAGAUGGGCACCUGCCGGUGAUUUGUGGCCUGGCGAGGUGCAAUAAGAAGGACAUUGAUGCUGCUUGGGAGGCGGUGCGGCAUGCAAGGAGGCCAAGGGUGCAUACUUUUAUUGCGACGAGUGAGAUUCAUAUGCAGCAUAAGUUGAGGAAGACGAGGGAGGAGGUGGUGAGAAUUGCGAGGGAGAUGGUGGGAUAUGUGAGGAGGCUUGGGUGCGAGGACAUCGAGUUCAGCCCAGAGGAUGCUGGCAGAUCUGAUCGUGAAUUCCUUUAUCAUGUUCUUGAAGAAGUAAUUAAGGCUGGAGCUACAACGGUGAACAUUCCUGAUACAGUUGGCUAUACUAUUCCUCAUGAAUUUGGUCAACUAAUUUCUGACAUAAAAGCAAAUACUCGGGGGAUUGAAAAUGCAAUUAUUUCAACACAUUGUCAAAAUGACCUUGGACUUGCAACAGCCAAUACUUUAGCAGGUGCUAGUGCUGGAGCACGGCAACUAGAGGUUACAGUGAAUGGCAUUGGUGAAAGGGCAGGGAAUGCUUCUUUAGAAGAGGUUGUCAUGGCUAUAAGGUGUCGCAAGCAAACAAUGGGAGGCCUAUACACUGGGAUCAAUACUAAACAUAUUAAUAUGGCAAGCAAAAUGGUUGCUGAGUAUAGUGGAUUACAUGUUCAACCACAUAAAGCUAUUGUUGGUGCCAAUGCUUUUUCUCAUGAAAGUGGUAUACAUCAGGAUGGCAUGUUGAAAUUCAAAGGUACUUAUGAAAUAAUCUCCCCUGAUGAUAUUGGGUUGUCUCGAUCUAAUGAAUCAGGCAUUGUACUUGGAAAGCUCAGUGGGCGUCAUGCUUUGAAAUCAAAACUCACAGAGUUAGGCUAUGAUAUAUCGGGAAAGGAACUCGAUGACGUCUUCAAGCGCUUUAAGGAGAUUGCUGAGAAAAAAAAGCGUGUAUCUGAUGAUGACAUAGAAGCGCUAAUUUCAAAUGAAAUCUUCCAACCUAAAGUCAUUUGGUCCCUUCAUGAUCUUCAGGUUACAUCUGGAACACUAGGCCUCUCUACAGCAACUGUUAAGCUUAUUGAUUCGGAAGGGGUGGAGAGGAUUGCAUGUUCAGUUGGAACAGGUCCUGUACAUGCUGCUUACGAAGCAGUUAAUAAUAUUGUCCAGGUACGAGUAACUCUUAUGGAGUACUCUCUCAACUCUGUAACAGAAGGGAUUGAUGCUGUUGCUACUACACGAGUGCUCAUUAGAGCAGACCACAAUGGCCAUACAUCCACGCAUGCCUUAACAGGGGAGACUCUGCCCAGAACCUUCAGUGGUAGUGGAGCAGACAUGGAUGUAGUAGUCUCCAGUGUUCGGGCUUAUAUCAGUGCACUGAACAAGAUGCUGGGUUUCAGGGAAAUAUCUCGCAACGAGAUUCCCAGUCCCGAAGCAGUGGUUGCUUAGAGUGAAAGCGCUCAGAACAAACUAUUCAAUGUCUCUCUCUCUCUCUCUCUCUCUAAAAUCAUGAUGUUAAGAAGAAAGAAAUCGAGUAGAAUGAAACCCAUUGUUGCUGAUAGAUUGAUGUAGGAGUUUCAGAUAUAGUGAAUGGUAUUACUUGAAGUUGUAUGCAGGCCUAUGAAGUCGGCCAAUAAUGCAAUUGAAGAGAGUGAAAUGAUUAGUUUGUUCAAAUUUUAUUCGAAAGAGAAUAUGUAUUAAAUUUUAUUGAUU